Messenger RNA from Papilio xuthus (Asian swallowtail), 3747 nucleotides. It is a transcript of the gene Sirt7, whose product is annotated as sirtuin 7. Bases 477 to 2810 code for a protein of 777 amino acids. The transcript is spliced from 5 exons. The record is from RefSeq and is a predicted model, not a curated record. Lineage: Eukaryota; Metazoa; Arthropoda; Insecta; Lepidoptera; Papilionidae. Gene Ontology annotation, molecular function: histone H3K18 deacetylase activity, NAD-dependent; NAD+ binding. Gene Ontology annotation, cellular component: nucleus; chromatin.
UAGCUUUUUUUUCAAUUCUCAUGACAAAAUAGUACCAGUUUACCACUUUUCAUGCAACACAUGCAGACAUUAUAGUUUUUAAUUUAUCAGUUUUUCAUGAAAGGUGACGAAAUAAGUAUUUUUCAAAAAAUAUUGUUAAAUAAAAACGGUCAACGGGUAAUAGUUUAUAUGUUGCACAGUUGUUCAAUUAACACAUCCCUAUUUUACCUAGAGCAUUGCAGCGCAUAUAGGUGUAAGAUGUUUGAGAAAAGGAGACAGAACGAUAUUGGUGAUUAGAGACCAUGGAGAAUUUAAGUUUGCUUGAUCAGCUUGAGUUGAGCUUGACAUUUUGUUUUGACAGAUACAUAGUGUAAAUGAAAUACAAUAAUAUACAGAUUUUGUGACACAAAGACGAAAUACUAGAAGCGAAAAGUUCCAAGUAAGAGUGCGCAUAAGCGGAAUGCAGUGGCAAAGUGAAGCUGGGUAGCAACAGGAGCAUGGGCGGUGGUGUGAGAAGCAGCGCAAGGCUGAGCGGCAGCGCCGCGCGGGCGGAGCAGCACACCGCCGCCCGCAGCGCGCCGGCCGACGCCGCAGCGAGAGCCGCCGCAGCUGCGCGCCGCGCUCGCGCUGCCGAGCGUGCUCGCGAGGUUGAGGACAGCCCCCGUGUACUCCGGGAGAAGUGCCGCCGCUUAGCCCGCGCCGUCAAGGAAGCUAAACACCUCGUGGUGUACACGGGCGCGGGCAUCAGUACGGCGGCCGACAUACCCGACUACCGCGGCCCACACGGCGUCUGGACGCGGCUGCAACGCGGCGAGACCGUCGGGCGGGUGGAGGUGACGCGCGCGCAGCCCACCUUCACGCACAUGGCGCUCACGGCGCUCUGGGCCAGCGGCGUGCUCAAGUUCGUCGUGUCGCAGAACUGCGACGGGCUGCAUCUGCGCGCCGGCCUGCCGCGGCGCGCGCUCGCCGAGCUGCACGGCGACAUGUUCGCCGAGCAGUGCGCGGCGUGCCGGCGCGUCUACCUGCGCACCUUCGACACCACGGAGCGCACGGCGCGCCACGCGCACGGCACGCGCCGUCUCUGUCACACGUGCGGCCGCGAGCUGCGCGACACCAUCGUGCACUUCGGCGAGCGGGGCCGCGCCGCCUGGCCGCUCAACUGGGCGGGCGCGCUGCGGCACGCGGCCGCCGCCGACGUCGUGCUCUGCCUCGGCUCCAGCCUCAAGGUGCUGCGCCGCUACCCGCGGCUGUGGCGCAUGCAGCGCGCGCCUCACGCCCGCCCCGCCCUCUACAUAGUCAAUCUGCAGUGGACGCCCAAGGACGCCGUGGCCGCGCUCAAGAUCAACGCGCGCUGCGACGCGGUGAUGGCGGCGGUGGCGCGCCGGCUGCGGCUGCGCGUGCCGCGCUACAGCCCGCGCCGCGACCCGCUGCUGGCGCACGGCGUGCCGCUCGCCCCGCUCGAGGCGCACACGGCGCGCCGCGCCCCGCUCUCGCCGCCCGCGCUCGACCCCGACUCCGACUCGGACGCCUGCUACUCGCUCCCCUCCGCCUCCUGCUCCUCGCCCUCGUCCUCAACCUCGGCCUCGGAGUCGGACGAUAGCGUGCCGCUGGGCCGGCUGGCGGAGCGGCUGCGCGCGAUGCGCCAACCGCACACUUCCACGGAUUGCGAACCGCUGCAAUCGCUCGCAAGGAAAAGAUUCCUUCCGGACCGUUUCCGUUCAUUCCAGGUGAGCAUGCGGUCGUGCGAGGCGACCAUUCUCCUGCGCGCCGAGCACGCGCCCCCCGACCUGCCGCCCCCCGAGCCGCCGCCCACCGCGCCCCCUGCGCCCACCGCGCCCCCUGCGCCCACCGCGCCCCUCGCGCCCACCGCGCCCCCCGCCUCGCAUUUCGAUAUCACUUCUCCGUGUUUAUCUAUUGUUACCGAUAUUCAUUGUUCUCCAUCUCUGAGUUGUACGACGAGCGGCGCGACCUCUAGUGAUAAUUUCUUUAAAAUGCAUGCAGCGGGUGACGUACCGGCGUCCUCCGCCACCGCGUCCACCGCGUCCAGCGCGACCAGCGCGACCAGCGCGGUCACCGGCGAGCUGCGCAGGUUCCGCAUGCGGCGGCUCUCCGGGUCCGCGCCUGCGCACUGCGCCAACGGCCCCUCUCUGCUCCAUCCGCCCCCUCGCCCGCCCGACGGGAACUUCAACACGCUAACGAAUCCGACCACGACCGUCAAGGAGGAAGACGACGAGAAGAAGUUCGUCAACGGAGAUUGGCCCUGCGGCUCCAAGCUGCGGCAGUUGCUCGAGAUAAAAUCUUUCGAUGAGGACGAGAAGAAAGCGUUCCAGCUGCACGGCCGGCUCGGCGGGGAGGACGUGGCGGCGGGGGCGGCGGGGGCGGACGGAGGCGACAGAAAGUGCAAGGUGCAGCUGCCGGGCGACUGGAGCGCGUGCGGCAGCUCCGUCAGCGCGGAGCGGGAGCGGGAGCGGGAGCGGGAGCGCGAGGAGAUGGGCGCGGCGGAGGCGGAGGCGGCGGCGUUCAUCCGGCGCGCGGUGCUCGUGUGCCGCGCCUCGCUGUACCCCGGCCUGCACACCAUCCUGGGCGGGGCUCGCGGGGGGCGCGGCGCGCGUCUCUGCGCGUGGUGCACGCGGCGCUACGGGUCGCGCCGCUGCUUGUGGUACGGCGCGCCGCCGGACGCGGGCGCGCUGCGCACGGCGCGACGCGUGCGGGGGCGGCGCUACCUGUGCGCGUGCUGUCCGGAACGCGCGCACUCGCCGCACGCGCCGCUGCCGGACGACGCGGGCUGGUACGGCAAGGGGUACCGCAAGGGUCGCCGCCGCCGCCGGUAGCCGAGCCGCGCCCUCGCUUCUCGCAAGGGAAAACUUUCUUCUCACCCUCGAAUGAAUAGUGUGAAAAUGUGGACAAAUGGCUCAAUAAAAAUGGGAACUUUGACAUGAAGUGAUAAUUUGUUAUCGCAUGAAGACGACGAGAAUACAUAUUUUAAAGUCCGGGCGCGCACGUUACGCGGCGACGAGAGACAAGAAAAGUGCAAAGUGAUAACAUUUCUCCAUGAACGAUCUCGAUAGCCACUGCCAGUGUUAGUUUAGUGAAUUACUUAGUACAACGGAUUAGAUGUUAAGUAUUUAUUUUGUAUGCGAGGCGGCCCCGUGCGGCCGAGCUCGACUGUUAACUUUGUGUUAUUUAUAAAAAGGGAAACAGCACGUACACUUGGAUGUAGUAAUAUAGUAAUGUUGCGACGUGUAGAAGCGUGCCGGGGACAGCAGUUAUCGCGUCAGUUAUCGGGCGCGCUUCCUGCGCUCGCGACACUGCGACUACUCUUACCUCUAAUGUUUUCAAAUAACAUUAAAUAAGUUUGUCGUGGCUGUAUAUGUUUGUAUGUAAUUGUCUGACGAGUGCACAUGUUCAGGCAUAAUUUAUAAAUCUGUAGCCAUUAACAUGUCCAAUGAUGAAUGUUCGCUUCAUGAUAUACAGAUUCAUACUGAAUGAAUGAAUGGAUGAAUGGAAAGUUUUGUGUAUCUGAAACACUUAAGUGUCAAAAUUUGUCUGAAGCUUCCAAAGCAUUGUGACGAUUGGUGACUAACUUGGUUAAAUUAUCAUUUUUUUUUUUUACAUUUACUUUUUUCUACAAAUUCGAAAGUCCUCUACCUCCACAAAGCUUUUGAUUCGUCCCUUAAAAAUGAGCCUGUACGUGUACAAUGUACGGCGAGGGAUGAGCCGGGUGACGCGCUCCGAUUCAUUAUGUUGUAAAUAAAACAUUAAAACAUU